AUGUCAAUAGAUCAACGAUCCAAGUUGACAUUUAAAAAGCUUUGGUCAAGCAAAAUACCGGAUUCUAUAAACUGCUUGACCGUUGGAAAACCGUUCCUUGAAGAAUUAAGUGAAGAGAAUGACAUUCUCAUCGGCACAACAGCUGGUCGUGUGUUGAUACUGAACCAAACAAAACCUUUAGAAGGACUGUUAGAGACCAAAGGUGGCUCUAUUAAAGCUAUUCAGUUGCACGAUCUAACAGGUUUUCGAGCCCUUGAUCUUGCUGUGGGGGAUUGCGAUGGCGUUGUCACCCUUUUUUCUCGACAGCAGAUUUUAAGUAAACGAGAGUUGAGUUCUGCUAUAACAGAUAUAUGUAUUCACACAGACCUGGCGGGUGGGUAUCAGAUCAUUGCAGGAGAUAUAACAGGUUCAGUUACUAGUUUUCAACAGCAUGAUGCAUUGUGGAAAAUUAAUAUAGCAGAAGAAUCAGCCAAGCUGGUGACACUUGGUUUGAGAGGGCGGCGCUCACCUGCCAUUCGAUGUUUACUAUCUACUAUACUAAAAGAUCGCUUUGGAAUGGAUAUGUCGUGCUUACUUGUGUGUGAUGGAUGGCCUUUUGUACACUUUAUUCAAAAUGGCGAGAGAAUUCUUACGCUCCAAACAUCUACGGUGAUACAUUCUAUGUGUUCUGGAAAUUUUCUGACUACCGAAGGGUAUGAGAAACUUGUUGAAAAACAAAACAAACGAAGAGCAACCGUCGAAUCUCCAGAAAAAAAGCUAACAUCGCAGCAAGUACUCAUGGCGGGAGCGGAUGGCUAUGUCUAUAUUAUGAUUGAUUUUGAGAUAUACCAAUGGUUUAAAGUAGGGUUUUGUUUAACGAAAAUUUUGAAAUUUAGACCUUCCUCGUUUAAAGAGGAAGAAACAGACAUCAUCCUAUGCGUGGGGCAUUCCAAUCAGUUGUUAGGCUAUAGAAACGGUGAGCUAAUAUGCCAAAUUGUUACUUCAGACUGGCCACAUGCUAUCACACUUGGUGACGUAAAUGCGGAUGGCAGCGAUGAAUUAGUAAUAGGAACUUUGGAUCAAAUGAUAGAAGUGUUUGAAUGGGAAGCUAAAGAUAUACCGGACGCCUUUUAA
This is a messenger RNA of Mycotypha africana, 1113 nucleotides long. RefSeq lists its product as uncharacterized. The transcript is spliced from 7 exons. The coding region runs from base 1 to 1113 and encodes 370 amino acids. The record is from RefSeq and is a predicted model, not a curated record. Gene Ontology annotation, molecular function: protein binding. NCBI's taxonomy places the organism in Eukaryota, Fungi, Mucoromycota, Mucoromycetes, Mucorales, Mycotyphaceae.